GUUUUUCUUCUUUUCCUUGUGCCGCACCGCACCCCCUCCCCUCGCUCGUCUUCGCCGCCAUCCCUCCCUCCUUCUGGCCCAUCCCGCUGCCGAGCGCCGCCCCAGCCCCCUCGCCCGUCUUCCUCCUCGCGCGAGCGCCGCACCGCCAGUUGGUCUCCCCUUGGACUCUCACGCUCCGACCGUUUUUCCUCCCAUUACCCCACGAACGGAUUCCGCCUAGCUGCCCGUUUCAUCUCCUUAAUUUUCUUCAAUUCGUAAAAAUCAAGGUAGGGCGGCCCUACUGGAUCCUUCGCCUGUGGGCUCCAUGGUGUCCGUGCGGAAGGGCCGCGGCGGAGUCCGAAGCCGCCCCCGCGUUGACGGCGGCGGCAGCCUGGCGUCGCGUGUGGCCGUGCUCGCCUUCUGCGUCGCUGGGAUCUGGUCGGCCUACAUCACGCAAGGCGUCCUCCAGGAAACGCUGUCGACGAAGCGGUUCGGGCCAGAGGCCCGGCGAUUCGACCACCUCGCGUUCCUCAAUUUCGCGCAGAACGUUGUCUGCUUCGUCUGGUCCUUCAUAAUGAUUAAGCUGUGGUCGAGCGGUAGCAAUCCUGCCGGGCGGGUGCCGCUUUCCAAGUUCUGGGGCGUCAGCAUCACCAACACCAUCGGCCCCACCAUGGGGAUCGAGGCGCUCAAGUACAUCAGCUACCCGGCUCAGGUCUUGGCAAAGUCUUCUAAGAUGAUUCCAGUUAUGUUGAUGGGGACUCUACUCUAUGGUGUUAAGUAUACACUUCCGGAGUACUUUUGCACCUUUCUUGUUGCUGGGGGCGUGUCAUCCUUUGCAUUGUUGAAGACAAGCUCGAAGACUAUCAAGAAGCUUGCCAACCCUAAUGCUCCUCUUGGUUACGCAUUGUGCUUCCUCAACUUAGCUUUUGAUGGUUACACCAACUCCACCCAAGAUUUAUUAAAGUCCAGGUACCCCAAAACUAACCCUUGGGAUAUUAUGCUUGGCAUGAACCUCUGGGGGACCAUAUACAAUACUGUAAUUAUGUUUGUGGCGCCAUUACUACUCAGUAAUUGGCCAUACGCAAACGGUUUUGAGGCGGUGAGAUUUUGCCAGCAGAACCCGGAGGUGGCCUGGGACAUUCUCAUGUUCUGCCUGUGUGGCGCCAUGGGGCAGAAUUUCAUCUUCCUAACCAUCAGCCGAUUCGGCUCUCUUACUAACACUACCAUCACUACCACGCGUAAAUUCAUGAGCAUUGUCAUCUCAUCUGUUAUCAGUGGCAAUCCACUGUCCUUGGAGCAAUGGGGAAGUGUUGUGAUGGUCUUCUCUGGCCUCUCUCUCCAAAUAUAUCUCAAAUGGCAGAGGAAGAAGGGCAGAGACCACAAGGAAUGAACUAAAUUUUUAUAAGCUUGUUCUGAUUUGUAACUUCGAUUGCACGCAUUUUGCUGCCUAGAUAUCUGGGUGACCAUUAGACAUUACUGUAGCCCGUCAAAAUUGUAGUCCCUCCGAUCCAUAAUAAGUGUCGCUGGUUUAGUAGCUGACACUUAUUAUAUAUUAUUGACUCAUGCAUCUUGAGAUUACUCA
Molecule: messenger RNA, 1561 nt
Organism: Brachypodium distachyon (stiff brome)
Lineage: Eukaryota; Viridiplantae; Streptophyta; Magnoliopsida; Poales; Poaceae
Product: UDP-galactose/UDP-glucose transporter 3
Exons: 7
Coding region: 305-1369 (354 amino acids)
Biological process (GO): UDP-galactose transmembrane transport
Cellular component (GO): Golgi membrane; endoplasmic reticulum membrane
Molecular function (GO): UDP-glucose transmembrane transporter activity; UDP-galactose transmembrane transporter activity
Source: RefSeq, a predicted model, not a curated record